UGGGAUUGCCCCGCAGUCCCCGGAGGGGGUGGGGGUGGCUGAGGUCCUUGACUUAACUUGGGCCCAUUUCUGACUCCAGUUGCCUUCCUGUUAUUUUAUGUAGGAAAAAGGAUGUGACAGUGCCUUCAGGGAAAAUGGCUGUCGUUGGGGGUGGAAAUGCAUCGGGGAGGGGGCUCUUUUGCUCCCCUGGUUUUCCCUACUCCGUCGCCCCGCCUCCUCCCUGUCGCGUGGUUCGAAAGGGGUGUGGUUUUUGCUGGGAAAAUGGCGGACCACUGGAGGUGGGGGCUGCGGAGUGGGUGAAUGCACGCCGGCAAGAAGAGGGCUGAUGUCAGCGGAGUCCUGAGAAUAGGGGUUGCAGGACACAGUGGACUUCCAGGCAAGGAAAAGAAGGAAGAAACUGCCUGUACCUGUGCUGCUGGAUGUGGGGGUGCCACUACCCCAAGACAUCUGGAGGGGUAGGGGAGGUUCCACUGUAUCUGCAAGCUGCAACCGGGCCUGCCAGCUGUAGCUGAAGACUCCGCCCCCAACAUAGGAGCAACCCCACUCUACCCUGGUUGAAAAUUUGGUUCAGAAGUUCACCCCAGCAUGGGCCGUACUCGGGAAGCUGGCUGCGUGGCCGCUGGUGUGGUGAUUGGGGCUGGCGCCUGCUACUGCGUGUACAGGCUGACCUGGGGAAGAGAUGAGAACGAGAAAAUCUGGGACGACAAUGAGGAAGAUGAUGAAGAAGAAUCUAGUGAUAUUGUAGAGACUGGUGUCCAGACUGGGAAAGGAGCUAAGGCUAAUGCUGGGGUGGGGGCUGGGGCUAGACUUCAGGAUGAAUCAAAGGUCAAGGCUGAGGUGGGCAUGGAACUCCAGAAUGGUUCAGAUGUAAAGGCAGAGGCCCACUUGGGGGCUCAGAGUGGAGGUGGCCUAGAGGCCAAGGCCAAAGCCCUUUUCAGCACUCUGAAGGAACAGGCAAGUGCAAAGGCCAGCAGAGGAGCCAGGUUGGGCACUAUCUCUGGGAAUAGGACCCUUGCACCCAGUUUACCCUGCCCAGGAGGCCGGGGUGGAGGCUGCCACCCCACCAGGAGUGGGGCUAGGUCUGGAAGUAGGGCAAGUGGAAAAACCAAGGGAAGGACCCGAGGUAAGAGCACCAGGACUCCAGCUACAUCAUGGCCUGUUCGCAGGGGCAAGUUUAACUUUCCCUAUAAAAUUGAUGAUAUUCUGGGUGCUUCUGACCUUCAAAAGGUUCUUAACAUCCUGGAACGAUCAAAUGAUCCUUUUAUUCAAGAAAUAGCCUUGGUCACUCUGGGUAACAAUGCAGCAUAUUCUUUUAACCAAAAUGCCAUUCGUGAAUUGGGUGGUCUUCCAAUUAUUGCAAAACUGAUAAAAACAAAAGAUCCUAUUAUUAGGGAAAAAGCUUACAAUGCUCUUAAUAACUUGAGUGUGAAUGCUGAAAAUCAGGGGAAGAUUAAGACAUAUAUCAGUCAAGUGUGUGAUGAUACCAUGAUCUGUCGCUUGGAUUCAGCUGUGCAGAUGGCUGGACUAAGACUGUUAACCAACAUGACUGUGACUAAUCAUUACCAACAUUUGCUUUCCUAUUCUUUUCCAGACUUUUUUGCUUUGUUAUUCCUGGGAAAUUACUUCACCAAGAUUCAGAUUAUGAAACUAAUUAUAAACUUUACUGAAAAUCCAGCCAUGACGAGAGAGCUGGUCAGUUGUAAAGUUCCCUCAGAAUUGAUUUCCCUCUUUAAUAAAGAAUGGGACAGAGAGAUUCUUCUUAAUAUCCUUACUCUAUUUGAGAAUAUAAAUGACAACAUAAAAAAUGAAGGGCUCGCAUCAUCUAAGAAGGAAUUCAGCAGAAGUUCACUUUUUUUCUUAUUCAAAGAAUCUGGAGUAUGUGUUAAGAAAAUCAAGGCAUUAGCAAAUCACAAUGAUCUGGUGGUGAAAGUAAAAGUCCUAAAAGUAUUGACCAAACUCUAAUUUGGAGUAUGGCCCAAACAAUAUUGAGAUAAUUUUUCACUGUGCACUGGGAACAAUGCAUUUUGUAAAUUCUUUGUUUUCCACUGUGCUUACAUGACAAUGAGAUCCUUUUGGCUCCUACUCUGGAAUAAUGAAUAUCAAGAGUCAUCGGUGAUGUUACUUGUGGCUGGUUUCAGUAUGGAGCAUUUUAAUGAUUUAUUGAAUACUAGAGCUUGUGUAAAGAAAGCAUUUAUUGAUUCCAUCUUGCUACCUAGAUUGAGAUAUUUUUUACUCUUUCCUCUACCUAAACUGACAGCAGACUAAUCAUAAAUAAGCUACACUUUUGUAUUGGUUUACAUUUGUUAAUCUUCGACUUGUGUUUCAUCAAUAAAGUGGUGUGUUUUAACCAGCAAAAAAAAA
This is a messenger RNA of Lutra lutra (Eurasian river otter), 2361 nucleotides long. RefSeq names its product armadillo repeat containing X-linked 1 (gene ARMCX1). The record is from RefSeq and is a predicted model, not a curated record. The coding region runs from base 586 to 1962 and encodes 458 amino acids. Gene Ontology annotation, cellular component: mitochondrion. The transcript is spliced from 3 exons. Gene Ontology annotation, molecular function: protein binding. NCBI's taxonomy places the organism in Eukaryota, Metazoa, Chordata, Mammalia, Carnivora, Mustelidae.